AUGGCCAUGUCUCUUCUUCUUCCGAUCUUUCCUCUACAAUCCCUAGCCAGAAGCUACAGAUGGUGUCCGGUUCGAACCGGAUCAAAACCGGUUUGUUUGGUAGUGACCAGAGCUCAAACAAGCGGUGGUGAUAGAGAGGAGGAGAACGUGGUGAUUGUUGGCGCCGGGAUUGGAGGACUCGCCACCGCAGUAUCUCUUCACCGGCUUGGAAUCCGGUCGGUUGUUCUGGAGCAAGCAGAGUCGCUUCGGACCGGAGGAACAUCGUUGACGCUAUUCAAGAAUGGGUGGCGUGUUCUUGACGCUAUCUCCGUCGGGCCUCAACUCCGAACGCAGUUUCUUGAAAUCGAAGGGAUGGUAGUGAAGAAGGAAGAUGGAAGAGAGCUUCGUUCUUUCAGAUUUAAAGAUGAAGAUCAAAGCCAAGAAGUUCGGGCGGUGGAGAGGCGAGUACUCUUGGAAACACUUGCAAGCCAGCUGCCUCCACAAACCAUUCGGUUUUCCUCAAAACUGAAAACAAUACAAAGCAAUGCCAAUGGUGAUACUCUCCUGGAACUUGAAGAUGGAAGCCAAUUGCUUGCAAAGAUUGUUAUUGGUUGUGACGGUAUCCGGUCUAAGGUCGCGAGUUGGAUGGGGUUCAGUGAGCCGAAAUAUGUUGGUCAUUGUGCUUUCCGUGGACUUGGGUUCUAUCCAAACGGACAGCCAUUUCAGAAAAAGGUGAACUACAUUUAUGGUAGAGGGCUUCGAGCUGGAUACGUACCCGUAUCUGCAACAAAAGUCUACUGGUUCAUCUGUUUCAACAGCCCAUCUCUAGGGCCGAAAAUUACGGAUCCAGCUAUCCUAAAGAAACAAGCCAAAGAACUGGUUAGCACCUGGCCUGAAGAACUGCGAAACCUCAUCGAUCUAACACCCGAUGAAACAAUCAGCAGAACUCCUCUAGUAGACCGAUGGCUAUGGCCCGGCAUUGCUCCGCCAGCAUCGAAAGGCCGAGUGGUUCUUGUUGGAGAUGCUUGGCACCCAAUGACUCCAAAUCUUGGACAAGGUGCUUGUUGUGCAUUGGAGGAUUCGGUUGUUCUAGCGAAUAAACUCGCCAGCGAACUCAAUAAAGGGACCGAAUCAGUCGAAGGGGCAAUGGAAUCAUACGGGAACGAGAGAUGGUCACGAGCAUUCCCGUUAACAGUACGCGCAAACCUAGUCGGCGCACUUCUACAAUGGGAGAAUUCUCUUGUGUGUUCAGUUAGAGACAAUAUUAUCAUACCAAAGUUAGUUAGGCUCGGACCAAUGCUUGAACACACAAACUUUGAGUGUGAGCCUCUCUAUGAUUCAAAAACGUAA
Messenger RNA from Arabis nemorensis, 1329 nucleotides. NCBI's taxonomy places the organism in Eukaryota, Viridiplantae, Streptophyta, Magnoliopsida, Brassicales, Brassicaceae. The record is from the annotation of a GenBank genome assembly.